CAAAAUGGACGUCAAGAUGGUUGUUGCAGUGAUGUUAUUUGUGUUCUUCAUCGUGAAAUCACGGUUGAUCACUAAAUUACUGAACUUUAUACGCUCUUCCACAUAUUACAAGAUAAUGUUUGCAAGAAUGAUGAAGAAUGCUACAGAGAAAUUUAAGAACAAACCUAACUCUCCAUUAUUCCAUCUGAAGAAAGCACAGUUUGAAGAGAUUGAAAAAAAGCUAGAAGAGCUUCCAGGAGAUGUUUUAGAGAUCGGUGCUGGUUCUGGUCCAUCUCUAGACUUCUUGCGUCUUCCACAAGGUUGUUCUAUGGUUGUUGUGGAUUAUAAUCCUCAUUUUGAGCAGCAUUUUCGUGAAAAGUUGGCCAAACAUCCAGAURUCAAACUCAAAGAGUACCUCGUCCAAAGUGCUGCAGACAUGAGUAACAUCCCAGAUGAUUCCUUUAGUGCCGUGUUUGUCACAGAUGUACUGUGCUCCAUCGAUGAAAACUUGCUUAGAAAUAUGUUGAAAGAGGUCAAGAGAGUUUUGAAACCGAAUGGUUGUUUCUAUUUCUUGGAGCAUGUUUUAGAUAACCCAGGAACUUUGAGACGAAUUUUUCAAAAGCUGAUUUGUUGGUUGAGUAUUUGGCAGUGUAUGGGAGAUGGUUGUCGCUGCGAUAAAGAAACAUGGCKGUUCAUCCAAGAAACRGGAUUUAAAAGUGUGACAAUGUCAUACUCAUAUGUCCCUAUGCCAAGGAAAAAAUUUGAGUCAUUUGAUAAAAUGUUUUUUUACAUUUUAAUAUAUUUCAUAAGAUAUUUCUUACGUGGACAUGCCAGGAAAUAAAUAUGAUGCCAAUUGCAA
Exaiptasia diaphana is the source of this 838-nucleotide messenger RNA. RefSeq names its product methyltransferase-like protein 7B. The record is from RefSeq and is a predicted model, not a curated record. The transcript has 3 exons. NCBI's taxonomy places the organism in Eukaryota, Metazoa, Cnidaria, Anthozoa, Actiniaria, Aiptasiidae. Gene Ontology annotation, molecular function: S-adenosylmethionine-dependent methyltransferase activity. The coding region runs from base 5 to 820 and encodes 271 amino acids.